Molecule: messenger RNA, 1412 nt
Organism: Bombus pyrosoma
Lineage: Eukaryota; Metazoa; Arthropoda; Insecta; Hymenoptera; Apidae
Gene: p53
Product: tumor protein 63
Exons: 3
Coding region: 86-1123 (345 amino acids)
Biological process (GO): regulation of transcription by RNA polymerase II; apoptotic process
Cellular component (GO): nucleus
Molecular function (GO): RNA polymerase II cis-regulatory region sequence-specific DNA binding; DNA-binding transcription factor activity, RNA polymerase II-specific
Source: RefSeq, a predicted model, not a curated record
UACAAAUGGCGUCUUUUUCACCGCAACGUGAUUUAUAUUUAUAUGCGGGUUUAUUGUGACAAAUCUAGCAAAUAUUUGAUGGAAUAUGACUACUGCAAAUGGGUUUUCAGACUCACAAGAGUCUGAUAUAUUAGGUGAAGAAGAAUAUAAGGCACUAGUAAAGGAUAUUGGAGUUAGUGGAUCUUGGAUGCAAAGUAUAACAGAAGAAAUGGAGGAAAAGUACGAUUUGCCACAACAAUAUUUGGAAUCUAAAAAGCAAAUGAAAGAUGAAGAAGAAGAACAAGAUGAAGAGUAUUUUCAAGAAUUUGAUCCUGCCAUUCCAAUAAAAGAAGAGUUUCCUGGUCGUUAUAAUUUUCAGGUUUCACUGGGUAAUCUGGAUUCCAGUAAGAAUUGGGUAUAUUCACAAGUAUUAAAAAAAGUAUUUAUCAACAUGGAAGAAACACUGCCAUUACGUUUUAAGUGGGAACCACCUGAAGAUGGUCUUCUUUUACGUACUGCCAUGGUUUUUAGUUUAGAUCAGUAUGCUAGUGAUCCAGUUAGAAGAUGUCAUAAUCACAUGGCACCAAAUAACCCAAGUAAUAGAGAUAUAACCCCCAGAGUGAUCAAACAUGUUGUUCGUUGUACACACCAUCUUACCAUGUAUGAAGAAAGAGGUGAACAUCUGUCUAUAGUGAUACCCCUUAAUAGACCACAACCUGGUUCUCAAUAUGUUCCAGUGUGCUUCAAAUUUUUAUGUAAAAACAGUUGUCCAUCUGGAAUGAAUCGCAGACCAACAGAACUAAUUUUUACUUUGGAAAAUUGUAAUAGGAGAAUUUUGGGUCGCCGAAGACUUCCUGUUAGAGUUUGUAGUUGUCCCAAAAGAGAUAAGAAGAAAGAAGAAGCUGAAGUAACAGAUGGACAACCUGAUAUAAAAAAAAGAAAUCUUUGUAUACCAAUUGGGAAAAAAAUGAUGCCUUCCUGUGAUACACAUGUCUUCAAUGUUCAAUUAAAUAUUGUUGGAAAAGAAAACUACUUAGCUGUAUUAAAGUAUGCGUAUGACAUCAUGGCGGGUCAAGCCAUAAAAACUGGUCAGCUUGAUUUUUUUAAACCAUACAUGGAUGAUAUAUUGCGUAAAACUCCCUAAAUGCAUAUUUGCAUGAAUGUUAUGUCUUUCACAUUUAUGUUUAAAAAAAACAAGAAACAUGGUUUUAUAAUGUGCUAUCUAUUUAUAUAUUUUACAAAGUUAAUAAUGUAUAUUUUAAUAAUUCCAUUUGUUACUGCAUGUUAAUCUUAAUAGAUGACUAUCCUCUUUUAUAGUGGAUUCUAUAAUGCAUCGUAAUAUAAUAACUACUUAUAUAUAUAUAUAUAUACAUAUAUUAAUAUUGUGAUACUAUAUAUUUUUUACACUAAAAUAUAAUGUACUUUUUAAUUUU